Messenger RNA from Eucalyptus grandis, 492 nucleotides. Its product is annotated as flagellar radial spoke protein 2-like. The coding region runs from base 1 to 492 and encodes 163 amino acids. NCBI's taxonomy places the organism in Eukaryota, Viridiplantae, Streptophyta, Magnoliopsida, Myrtales, Myrtaceae. The transcript has a single exon. The record is from RefSeq and is a predicted model, not a curated record.
AUGGGGAUCUCCUUUAGUUUUGAUUCCCCUCCUUUUCCUCCUUUCGCGGCAACGGUGGCGGUGGAGGCGACGGUGGAGGCAAAGGCGGCGGCGGUAGCGACGGCGGAGGUGGCGUUGGUGAAGGUGGCGGAGGCGGAGGUGGCAGAGGCGAAGGCGGCGGCAGCAGAGGUGGCGUCAGAGGUGGCGGAGGCGAAGGCGGCAACGAAGGAGGCGGCAGCGGCGGAGGCGAAUGAGGCAGCGGUGAAGGCGGCGGUGACGGCAGUAGAGGCGGCGUCAAAGGCAGUGUCGGCAAAGGUGGCGGAGGAGGUGGCAAAGGUAGCAUCGGCGAAGGAGGCAGCGGCAGCGGAGGCGGAGGCGGUGGUGGCGAAGGCGGCGAAGGCAGUGGAGGUGGCGGCGGAGAAGGCGGCGGCGGCAAAGGCGAAGGCGGUGAUGGUGGCGGCGGUGGAGGCGGUGGCAUUAGCGGCAUCAUUUUGCUUCGUCUUCCAACGCUAA